AUGAAUAAUCGCAACAUUCGUGGAGUCCCCAAUGGCUCUCCCCAAGCUCCUUCGCAGUUACCUAAUGCUGCUCAGGUCGACCUCUCGCAGUGCUCUCCAGCCCAGAUUGAUCAUAUUCUUAGCUAUCUCAGCCAGGCGACUAUCUCUUCAGAGCAACCUGCUGCCAGCGAUCACCCUCCUGCUGGCAGCCAGCUAGCUGUCGUUGCACCUCCAGUCACUCGAUAUCAAAGCCGUCGUAGCACUGUUCCUGUUGCAUCAUCGUCAGCCCUUAGUAUCCCGACAGCCUCUUCGUCGUCGCAUCCAGUCUCAUUGGGGCAGCCAUCCCUCGGCUUCCCCGCUGCUCUUGUGGCAGGAUCUACUGCUGCUCCCUCGCUUACUCAACCGUUCCUUGGUUUCAAUGCAACCCAGGCACCAGGCACGUCACAGCGAGUGAACGUCGCGAGGCGCGCAUCUGCAGCUCGCACCUUAGGUCCAGCUAGCUCGAGUCGUGGGCAGCGACAGACACGAUCAGUGGCUUCAAGCUCCCGAUCGCGACAGAGCCAGGCCUCUGCUGCACCACCUGGGACACAGCAAGAGGUCGCCCAGCAGUGCCUGACGAACGAUGGGUGCUUGAGCAUCCUCGCUCAUAUUUAUCCACCGAACAUCGACGAGGAUGCCUCAACUUUGCUCCCUCUGUUCCAGUUCCAUUACUCGUCGAUGUUCGAUAUGCUCAACUCUAUCGGCCUUGCACGAAGAUACGAGUGCACCUUCGAGACAUCUGUUGUCAGUCUCAUCGAACAGAUCAUCACCGACCUCAGGAACUCGCAGUUUCGGUACGAGUUUGUGCAGGAGCCAGGCCAGUUGCAGCAUCGCCAUGAGCACCUGGAGGUGCAGCUUCUCGGUCUUCAUAACAAGGGCACCCCGAGUGCUCGGGAUGGACAUUCGUACCUUCGCCGACACCCGAUCUCACCAGAGAUGACUGUCGCCAACAUGGCUAAUCGCUCUUAUGUUCAUCAAUUCUGCAAACCUCGGCUGUGUAUUAAGGGCAAUUCCCUUGCUGUGUACUUCGUCAUUGCUCGUUGCCCAGUCUCGCUGUGUCUGCCAGAUGCACCACCAGGCAGUUUUCCUCGCCCACACACCUGUGUCUCGGAGCACUUCUACAAUGUUCUACCUCGUGAUAACAUGAACCCAGGGCUCGUGCCCGAGGUUCACGGGGUUCAUUGCGAGUCGUGUAUCGUAGAUUCGAGUGCUGCUGACGAGGAGGUUGAAGAAGUCCUAGGCCCAACUCCUCCCACGAGCCCAAGGCUGGGCAUGUUUAUGAUCGACGACUCUCCUCCAGCAUUAUCACAGUUCCGACCUUCGCGAGCAGAACAGAAUCGUCUCCCUCGGGUUGCAAGCGAAGAAACACCAGAUCGCCUGCCAUCGUUGUACCACAGCCAUCGGCUUCGGCGAGAAGGCACACAGCCUAGCUUUUUCCUUUCGCUGGUACCUCCUCGUCUGCCCUGGUCGGUUCCAUUUGAGCCAUCCCUGGGGCCAUACAGCCCUGCCCGGCCAUGCCAGUCGCUCGCAGAGUUCAGGAAUGCUGUCUUCGGGGCUGCUUGUUCUGGCGACGAAGCCCCUCCUGACCUGCAAGUCCAGGGCACUGAUACAUCGCACUGUGCAGUUGUCUUCGAGGACAUGCUCGGUCAGGCUGCAGCUGGCCAUGAUUUCUCAGAAAUCCUCUCUAAAGAUCGUUCAUUCCGAGUGGUACAGGCUCUUUCAGAUGGGCACUCGAUUACAGUAUCCUCAGGAGAUGGCUUGGAACGACAGACUAUCACGAUCCUACUCGCCGGCUUCAAACAAUAUCUGUCGUCGUUUUUCACAGCACGACUUGGCGAGAGAUCACAAGUUCUCGCCUGUCCUCCCUUGCGAAGCUUUGAUCAAUCUCGCAGACAACGACUCGCAAUUCUUGGAGCGAUCACAGGGAUAUCUCUUGUCAAUGGGCUGGCUGUCCCAGGUAUCGAUGGAGCUUGGCUCAUCUACCUCCUGAAUGGCUGCGAGUUUGCAGCGAUCACGAGGGAGGUCAUGGAAGCUUUCCACCCUCGUCUUGCUGCGAAAAUCGUUGAGCUAGACAACAUGGGCCCAACUGACGACCUCACACCACUCGCACACCAUCUUGAGGUCUAUGCUGGAAUUGAUGUCGCCCACUAUGCAAAUCGGGAUGCCGAAAGUCAUGCUGCCCUUGCCCCGAUUCUGCUGUAUCGAGCCUUGCUAGGAAGUGAUGCUGUCGUAUCGCAUGCAGACACACGAGCCUUUCUUUCGGGCUUCAACCUGCCCUGUGCAAAUGGUCUUACCCUGUCCAAGGCUGCACAGGCAUUCGCUGGUGGACCGACUGCUCUCGUCAUUGAAAGCUACUCGACACGAAUCACUGGGUAUGCCAUGCUGCAAGACAGCCUCGAUAUCCUCGUCAAGCACUCGGUUUCGCUGCCAGUUCGUUUGAUCCCAACUGCCGACUCAGGUCCCAUGAAGCUCGCCGAUGUUCUCAGGGGCUUCCUGAAGCGAACUGGGAUCCCUUGUCGUGCAUCGUUCGAGAGAAAGCGAGCUGCAGGCCUGUUUGAGUCUGAACUGGUUGAGCUGGGCGAGAUUGACUCUCCGAGCUUCCGACCUCGUAUGCUUGCGAUUGCUGCGACAGGCUCUGAUUCGAUCGUCAGCAGUGAACCCAUCCAGAUCACCUUUGUCGGUGACAACGACAGCGACUACAUCUGUCCUACGAACACUCGGAGGUAUUGUCUGGAGCAGGGUAUCGUCAGCUGGCAGACCUGCUUCAACUCAGGAACGAUCCCGACAGGGUAUCUGGCCCAACUCGUACGACAGACGUAUGGCUCUGUGGACGAGUCGCCGUUCACAGAGGAGGAAGAUGUGAGUCUCCUGCCAGUGACUCCCAUCACAGAGUUGAGCACCGCCGAGUCUGCGACGCCGGUACCAUCGUCGCCAAGUUCCGAGUCCAUCACACCGACACCGUCGACGGUCUCCCUUCCUCCGAGUGUUCCUUCGCCUACCCCUAUCUCGACUGCAGUACCGCUCCCAACGGUAACGCUCUCCCGCACGGCGGUGCUCGCCGCGCUUGCUCCGCCCCCACUGCCAACCGGCGUGCUCCGGACCGACGCGUCUGCGCCCCGCGAAUGCGACGCGUCGCCUCCCUUCGAACGCGCGCGCUCGCACCUGCCCACGCGCGUGCGUUUUGCGGCUGUGCCCGCCGCCCUCACUCCACCCUCGCGCGCCCGUCGAACGCACGCACCUACCGCCGUCUUUCGCGCGCACGCGCGUACGUUCCGCGUCGCCGACCCUCCUCGAACCCCGUCUCCCUCGCGCCCCGCCUUCCACGGUACCGCCUACGGAUCCGCUCGAGCGAACGGCCCGCAAGUGGCGUACCGAGCUGUGCGAAACCGCACGCUCGGUACCGGUAGCCGCUCUGCCGUUCUCAGUUCAAGGCCCGAGGUCGAGCCGCCGCGCCCUCUGAGCGAUGAUGAGCCCGACGCGUCGGCGCGUACGGUCCAGCGCACCCGCAAGUCCGACGUACAGGUCGCCUCGAUGCGUGCAAGAGCAAACGCGGCCGACGGCCCGCGCACCGCGCACUCGAACAGCGCGACUUGCGACUGCGAGACUGUCUCGCAAGGCGCGUCGAUCAGUCGACCAGCCCCAACGAGCGCGCGGGACAUCCAUCGCGAAGGGACGGGUAGAGAGGUUGGCAGGGAGGAGAUGGCAUCGGUGAGUACCUUGAACCCCCACCCUCCAGCCUCUCCUCUGCCCUCGUGCUACGCGCGCUCGCCAUCUCCCAUUGCUCCCGUCCACGUCGAACGCGCACGCUCGCAUCCGCCGUCUCCAGCGCGCCCACUCCAGCGGUCUCCUGCGCGCUCGCACCCGCCCCUGCGCGAACGUUUUGCGGCUCUUCCCCCCGCGCUCGCCCCGCUCUCUGCGUGUCUACCCCCUACUCACGCCAUCGGCUAUCUCAACGGUGUCCUCCAUUUCUAUGAGCGCAUCUGUUUUCGAGCCGCGACCCCUUUGAUGCCUUCGCCGACCAUUAGACUGAUAUCUCCGCGUGUCGUUCCUUUGCCUCCAUCACCGGCUCCGAGUCUUGUACCCCCCGCUCCGACCAUGAGUGUCAGCGUCACUACACCACGGGGAGAUAUACCAUCGAUCACUAUGGAGACUAAACUUUCCGAGGCUCCGGGCACCAUCCUGGCACACGGCGUCACCUGUCUUUUGCAAUAUCUCAAUGACAUCGAUACUCAACCGUGA
Molecule: messenger RNA, 4257 nt
Organism: Rhodofomes roseus
Lineage: Eukaryota; Fungi; Basidiomycota; Agaricomycetes; Polyporales; Fomitopsidaceae
Exons: 12
Coding region: 1-4257 (1418 amino acids)
Source: RefSeq, a predicted model, not a curated record